Wickerhamiella sorbophila is the source of this 1110-nucleotide messenger RNA. RefSeq lists its product as hypothetical. The record is from RefSeq and is a predicted model, not a curated record. Gene Ontology annotation, molecular function: DNA-directed DNA polymerase activity. Gene Ontology annotation, cellular component: nucleus; delta DNA polymerase complex. NCBI's taxonomy places the organism in Eukaryota, Fungi, Ascomycota, Dipodascomycetes, Dipodascales, Trichomonascaceae. The coding region runs from base 1 to 1110 and encodes 369 amino acids. The transcript has a single exon. Gene Ontology annotation, biological process: DNA strand elongation involved in DNA replication; DNA synthesis involved in UV-damage excision repair; nucleotide-excision repair, DNA gap filling.
AUGGACAGUCUCUUGGAAGAGACAAUUUUUGGCGGAAAUGAAGCUAUUUCGGCUGGCCUGCUAAGCCGUAAAGCGCAAGUCACGAUCCAGGAUGCUCGAAAGGCCAUGGAAGUGUUUUACAAAAAUUCAAAGACUGCGUUGAGCGCGUCUUUUGUUGUUUCGGGCCUGAAGGGCGGCCACGAUUCGAAAUGUACAGUUUUCAAGUUGGUAGAGGAGUCGAAUAUUGAGCUCACCAAGCAGGAGCUUAAAGGGCCUGUUUCGGUUGAUAUUUAUGCAGUGGGUCCUAACAAUGUGACUGAUGAGGCUAUCCUGGCCAACUUGGCACAUUCGCAACGAGCAGCGGACGCGCAGCUGACUCUUGAGGAUCUCGAAAAGAUUGGGUUCAUUGUCAACCCAUUGGUAUCUGAGACCUCGUUGCGGACAGCGUACCAAAAGCCUGGUGUUUGCCAGGUACCUGCGAAGCAAGAACUACCAGCAGAGGUCAAAAAGGAGCCCAAAGAACCCGCAAAGCCCAAAGAAGCCAAACCUAGAGAGGCUGUUAAGCCCAAGGCGGCGCCCAAAUCCAAGUCGCCGUUUGCACGUAUUUCUAAGGAAGAAGCAGUUGCUAAAGCGUUUGAUCGCCGGCCGAACCAGACCGCUGUUGCAGAAAAAGUUGUAGUUGCAGAUGAUGUCGACGACGUGAUGGAGGUUGACAGUGAUUCUGAGGAACAGCGAAAGAAACUGGAGACUCUAUUCGACGAUGACUCGAUGCAGGUUGAUUCUGAGCCUGAGGAACCCGACGAACCUGAGGAGCCUGAGCCUGAGGAGGUAGACAUCGCAAACGAAGACGAGCCCAAUGCUGAAACAACUCCCCAAGCUGAACCAGAGCCAGAGCCAGAAUUUCGCAAAGGCCGCAAAAAGGUCACUCAAAGGCGGCAUUACGAGGACGACGAAGGUAAUCUUGUCACCAAGACCGAGGAGGUCUGGGUUUCGUGCGACGAGGAAGAGGAAGAACCGAUCCAGCCGAAGCCCGCUCCAAAACCCGCUCCAGCAAGCAAGCCUCUGCCUAAAAUCCCCAAACGCACCACGCAACAAGCCACGCUUAUGAAUUUCUUUUCUAAAAAAGCCUAG